Molecule: messenger RNA, 123 nt
Organism: Racocetra fulgida
Lineage: Eukaryota; Fungi; Glomeromycota; Glomeromycetes; Diversisporales; Gigasporaceae
Source: the annotation of a GenBank genome assembly
UAAACGUACUGAUUAUUAUUAUAAAAUAACUGAUUUAUACCAGCUUACUGUUAAAGAAUAUGAAGUUUUAGCAUUUGAGGAUUCUAAUUCUAGAGAAAGUGUAGCUUUAAAAAGAAUUCAGGA